AUGUCGGCAACUGAGGAUCUGUUCUCUACUCGUAUGCGUAAAGCUACGAGAAAAAUACACAAUAUCAGCGAUGCUUUGGUUAACGCCAAGUUUGCUAUCUCUUUAAGAGAUGAACAAGUCUGGGGUGGCGGAUUAUUUAUAUUCUACCAUGUAUUUGCUUACUUAGAAGAUGCCAAGGCCAGGCUAAAUAUGCCAGCGUUUGAUAAAAUGUUUAUUAAUAAAAUACUUUACAGAAAGAAGGCGUUUGAAGAAGACCUUACGCACUACCUCGGUGAGAAUUGGAGCUCGACACCGAAAAGCAUGGCUUUAGAGAACUACCUUGAGCACCUACAAGAGCUCGAAAGGUCCAACCCACAGUUACUGCUGGCUUAUGUAUAUCACUUAUACCUGGGACUCCUCAGCGGUGGCCAGAUUCUGGCUAAGAAACGGAGGAUGUUUGGCGAAGAUAACACAAAACAAAGUACCUAUACGGACAAAGUUACAGACUUCAAUGGUGUGGAUAUUGCUCAAUUAAAGAAAGAUUUCAGGCAGGCGAUGAAUGAAAUCGGAGAAACAAUGACUGAGGAGGAGAAAGCAGCACUUAUCGAAGAGAGCAACACCGUAUUUGUCAUGAAUAAUCUUAUUGUUAAUUCAGUUGGUGGACAAAAUAAGGUAUUGACUAGUUUACUGUACAAGUUUUCAGCGGUUGCCUUUGUUGUACUCGGUGUUGCUGUAGCUUAUAAGUUGCAUAAGUGA
Messenger RNA from Arctia plantaginis, 735 nucleotides. The record is from the annotation of a GenBank genome assembly. Lineage: Eukaryota; Metazoa; Arthropoda; Insecta; Lepidoptera; Erebidae.